Molecule: messenger RNA, 2986 nt
Organism: Cadophora gregata
Lineage: Eukaryota; Fungi; Ascomycota; Leotiomycetes; Helotiales; Ploettnerulaceae
Exons: 6
Coding region: 1233-2876 (547 amino acids)
Source: RefSeq, a predicted model, not a curated record
GCAAUUUUCGGUCUUUAUCUCACUGACAAUCCAACAAGGCCUAUUUAUCGCCUCUGGUCUUUGUGGGAGUGAAUUUGCUUGCAAUCAAAGAGCCUCCCCGAAGACUUCGCCUAAGCCACACAAGUAUCGCAAGUCUCCCGGAAUGCUUCCGCUACAAAUGAGAGCGAUUUCUCGUAUGGAUUCUUUUCUCCACAAAAAUGUCUUAAUAUACAUAUUUAUCACUGCCCUGCAUUCUUCUAGUGUUUACAUAUCUGUGUCAGCAAUGAUGAAUACCAACCAUCUCUAUAAACUGUCUUUGGGGAUCGAACCGUCCUUCGUGCUGAAUUCUCGGCCACCCUUAUCUUAUCACUGUCUAAUAUCCUCAUGUCACCAGUUUUCACCGACAACAACAACUUCCACUGGUUGGAGGACUACUGCUCGCUUUUCCUCGAUUGAAAGGAUCCUUCUCCGUGGCUGAAUAGAAGCGAACUAUCGCGGGCCAGAGAAUUCUACGUGAGGCGUUUGGGUGCCCGACUUAUACGGAGCAGUGGUGAACCCGUGGCCAGCAACAAACCGUGUAACACGAAAACUGGGGUCUGGUUGGAAGGUCCCCCACACCUCUGUCAGCAAGGUGGUGAGACCCCAGGCCAACAAAUGUCAUUCAAUUACCAUCACAGCCUCACUGUGAGAUGAAGAACCAAGCCGAAAGCAUAGUUUCGGCACCCAGGUGCAGAUUAUUUGCGACUGGAGAGUGGCCGAACGUUCGUCUACGCAGAAAUUGUUUCCGUUCCCGGGAGGCAAAGUGCAUUUACGUGCUGCGGGUCUCGGUUUAAAUCGGUGGUAGGCACCCAGAUUGACGAGUCGCUUUCAGAUGCUUCCUUCCCCAAGGGUGUCUUGAGGGUGCUGAAAGGGCACGAAGGAGGCUUGCUAGCCUUGAUAUAAGUCGUAGAUCUCGGUCAAGGCAGAAACCAGCAUGGUCAGGCUCGGAAUGUUUACUGGUCAUUGCAAGUAGGCUGUAGAAUGGGAACUACUCAUAAGCAGGAAAAUCCUAGAAGCUUAAUUUGAGCUUGUGAUAACUAGUUGUUCGCUGUCGCUCUCACAGCCUCACCACUUCGUACUGGAGUCUACAUGAUACUAACUCUUCAUCCUUCUACACACUUGCAACGAGAUAAGCAGGCCAUUUGUCGAGUAGCUCUCUCAUUUUGCCAUAUAUAUGCAGCCUCCCAGCAGUCACAGACGGAUCAUCGUUCUUCAUGGCGUCAGCGGCUGAGCCUGACGGAAUCCCAUUUCAAGAUCUCGAGGGGCAGGCAAAUACACCAAGCCGAACGUCUUCUUGGAGAAGAAUAAUCGUGAACAAAUCAGCAACGAUCGGUUCAACCUCUGUGAGCAUCAAGACAAAUCUAUCGAGUCUCGGAAGCGUAUUGUCCUGGCGAAGGACAGCAACGAGCUCAACUCGAGUGGGGUCUAUUCAGUUCAAUGAUCCAACUACCAUAGGGCUACUUUCGGAUCCUAAAGUCUGCGCUUCUUCCAAUCAACCCCUGCCAGAUGCCGAUCAAUAUGACUUCGGCAAAGUUUCAAAGGCUUUUGCUUUUGCCGUUUGUGGGGAAAUAUCAGAAUCUCCCAUCGUCAAUCAAGCGGCAAGAUGGUAUGUCGGAUUCCUCGAACGCAAGUGCAAAGAAGGUUGGAAGAACAUUAUCGGGCCAGUCCUGGAGCCCGGAGAAGUAGCCACAGCCUUGGGUGCUACCGAGAGAAAUAUUUGCACGGCUUUUAGAGUGUUCCGCACCACAGUCUUGACAGUGAAAAACGAUGUGGAUAUUGCCUUAUCGGAUUUGGUCAACGCGAUUUACAAUAAUGAGAAGCAGUUGGAGUUCAACGACGAAAACAGGUGGCUUGCCGAAGUAAUGGUUUUCACAGUAUUUGGCUGGCUCACGAUGCUGUACACCCCAAGUCUGUUCUCUGGCCGCAAUAGCUUGCAAAUAAUUGCCCCUGAAAGACCCAUUCCCUCGAAAUCUAAGCUGUUCGCAUUUUCGGGACGCCAUAAGAUCGAGUCUAAAACUUUCGUGUGUCUUCAGCAAGAUCUUCAGUACGUGGACAGAUCUUUGCCAAGUCUUCUCGGAAAUUUUGGCCAGAUCCUUCCCGACGUGCAAAGUAUUUCAGCGAGUAGGGAUAAUACCUCACCUGCACCUCACAGCCCAGUCGAAAGAUUUAUCGAGGUCCCUAAGGUUUGUUACUACACCCUGCAUCACUUUGCCGGAAUCACAAUCCAGUGGGUCGACUGUCUCAGUCUUCACUUGGAAUACGACAAACAUAUGAAGGUCUUGCGUCUCUUCCGCUUCCCGUCCUUGUGUCUCCUCAAUUGCUAUAGUGACAAAGCCUUUCUGACCCGGUUCUUCUCCGAUCUAGACUCCACGAAUGACGAUUCCGAUGAAAUCAAAAAUUAUGCCCACGUUUACUUCAAAGAAGUCCUUCUGUCCUACCGACUCAUCUUUGCGGAAGCUAGAUCUUCGCACGUAUUAUAUAACUCCCUGAAAGCCGAAUGGGCGAUUCUGUCAGAAGAUACCCACGACCCGCUGUUGGACAUAAUCUGUGGUCAAAGCUGGAAUACAGACGAUUCAAAAGGUGUCUGGUCCGAGAUUGAUGCGGGCUAUCCGGUGCAUCAAUACUCGACAGUGGACACCUUCAAAUUCCUCGGGCCACGGCUCUUACUCCUUCAAAAUGCUGCCGAAAGACAUGAACCUGAUGGAAUAUGGACACUAUGGUACGAUAAAAGGGACACCUUGAGAUGGUGGACCUUCUGGGUAGUCUUAAUUAUGGGUGCUUUGGCGAUCAUUCUUGGGUUUUUGCAGGUCAUUCUGCAAAUAUUGCAAUUAUACUUUACGAUUAGACCAGGAAAAUAAGAUCAGAUCAGGAGACAACAGUCCUGAUCUAUGGGUGAAAUUUGCACAUUCUGAGCCGAGUGUGGGUGUGGUCAUGAUGUUGAUAGUCAUUCCGAUACGAACUGUAACAA